Molecule: messenger RNA, 1900 nt
Organism: Periophthalmus magnuspinnatus
Lineage: Eukaryota; Metazoa; Chordata; Actinopteri; Gobiiformes; Gobiidae
Product: protein FAM110B
Exons: 4
Coding region: 340-1692 (450 amino acids)
Source: RefSeq, a predicted model, not a curated record
CAGAAACAAACUGGAGCUGUGUUUUGUUUAAGGACGAAAGUGAAACUCUGAGAUUUGGGUCUGUUGUUUUCAGGAUUAGGGGAAACCUGAUCUCUUUUUGGAUUAUUGGCUCAGACAGAAACCAAAUUGGAUACAGCGUUCACACAGAGGAGCCGAGAAUCGAGAGCCGAAAGCUGUCCCUGGAUCGUCAUGAGAUUUUAAAGUCCUCCCAAACAUCUCCUCCUCUGGACUCUGGGGCUCUUCUGGAUCUCUGUGGUCUCCUCCUCAUUGGGAAUUUGAUCUCUGACCCCGAGCUUCAAACCUCCUUUCACUGAAGAAAAUAAAAGGAGCCGGUCCAAAAUGCCGGUGGAGACUCUGCGACCUGCUGACAGCCGCCUGACGGGGGCGCCCUUCAGGAUCCUGCACAAAGGCCCCGACUAUUUCAGACGCCAAACCUCAAACCCGACUCGUAAACUGAGCGCGGUGGAGCGACUAGAGGCCGACAAGGCCAAGUACGUCAAAAGCCAACAGGUGGCGCUCAACAGACAGGCUCCCAUCAUCCGAAAGCCUCUGAUGCCCUUCCCCCUCUGCUCUGCCCCGGGCUGGGAGAACGCGCAGAGUGCCCGCAAACUGCUCCGUGAUGAACGCUCCAACACAGAGGCACUCACAGGUCAGAGAGGCCCCAGUCUGGACCUGGACAUCCUGAAUAACCUCAUAAACGUUUGUGACGGAGCCACAGCCUGCUCUUCCACCUCUUCAUCUCCCUCUUCCUCCUCUCCCUCCUCUGGGCCUCAGAGUGUGAGCAGCAGUAUCGAGAACCAGCCCAGAGCCAAGAUCCAAAACAAUCCCACCUCCUCCUGCACCUCCUCUGCCCUCAAAACCUCCUCCUUGAACUGCUCCUCCUCCUCUCCACUCAACAAACCCAACAGGACAGUCCUCACCUCCCUCUCCUCCUGUCCAAUCACAGCACAGCCCCCCCCUCUUCCCUCUUGUCCUCCUCCUGUACCCGCUCGCCUCGCCCGUGUCCCUACCCCUCUCUGCUCCCUCACAACAGCUCCAGUGGCGGUGCGACGUGUGGACGUUCGCCCUCAGGCUGAAGGUCGACCCACACAGAGAAGACUCCUGCACCCCAUCCUCCCCCCACGCCUCCGUCAGACAGCGCAAGGACAGGCCCCUUCCCUGGCCCCGCCUUCUCCGGCCACACAGACCACACCCCCCUCCUUAUCCCGUGUGCCCACGUUCCCGCCCCCGAGUCCUCUGUUCUGCCGCGCAGGCAUCGUCCCCCCCGCCUCGCCCGCCUUCACCCGCCUCUCCAGUGCCAGCUCUAGAGGCUCCGCCCACAAACGGCCCGCACUCCACCGAUCCAAGUCUGACCUGAGCGACCGCUUCUCCCGUGCCUCUGCUGACCUCGAGCGCUUCUUUAACUACUGCGGCCUGGACCCCGGCGAGCUACAGCGACUGUGCCCGGAUGAGCUGGAGGCAGGCGGCGUGGAGCGCUUCACCCGGGCGAAUUCCGACAUCGUGCCGAAGCUUUGCAGCGUCAGCACGCCCAGCUCUGAGUGUGAGGAGGACAGAGAGGACAGCGAGGGGGAGGAGCCUAAGCGCGUGCCGUAUGGAAUCUCGGUCAUCGAGAGGAACGCCCGGGUCAUCAAAUGGCUGUACGGGAUCAGGCAGGCGAAGGAGAACAGCAUCACCAACGCGUCCAAUGUGUGAACUACAAACACAUAAAACAUGUUUAACAUGUGACCCUGGACUACAGACAAGAGGUCAUGUGACAUAACAGACCUCACUGUGCAUUUACCAGGCCAGAGAGAACAGCACCACCAUCCUAUGAACUGCAAGCGUGUGAACCUUCAACCAGUUUAGACCUGCCCUGUACUGCACAUGUGCAGUCUGAGGAGGACUGAGGUGCUGCUUGAAA